This is a messenger RNA of Diospyros lotus (date-plum), 1901 nucleotides long. RefSeq names its product protein ECERIFERUM 26-like. Bases 237 to 1664 code for a protein of 475 amino acids. The transcript is spliced from 2 exons. The record is from RefSeq and is a predicted model, not a curated record. Gene Ontology annotation, molecular function: acyltransferase activity, transferring groups other than amino-acyl groups. Lineage: Eukaryota; Viridiplantae; Streptophyta; Magnoliopsida; Ericales; Ebenaceae.
CAAUUGCAGGAGAUAAUUAUCUAACUAGCUACCGCACACUCAGAUCGAUCCCCCAUCUCCCCCCUCCCAAACAAACACACACACACACACACACGCUCUCUCUCUCUCCAUACUCCCAUCCGGUACGCCGAUCGUUCGUCCAAGACUAGCUAGUAGCUAGCCAGUUACUCCACCAAAACUAAAAAGUUUGAAUAUAUACUUAUACAUAACAAAACAGCAAGGUACGUACGUAGAAGAUGGUAGAAAGCGUAAUCUAUGGAGUGAAACUGUCCUCGGUUGGACCAGGAAGGGUUACGGGGCAAGACGUGGUGCAGGAGCUCAACAACAUGGACCUGGCCAUGAAGCUUCACUACCUGAGGGCUGUUUACUAUUUCAGGCGGGAAGCUUUGGAGGGAUUGUCCGUCCUGAACAUCAAGGAGCCCAUGUUCACCUGGUUCAACCAUUUUUCCGCUACCUGUGGCCGCUUCCGCCGCCCCCACGACUCCCACUCUGGCGGGCCCGGCGGCCGCCCCUUCAUCAAGUGCAACGACUGUGGUGCCCGCUUCAUCGAGGCCCACUCCCCCUACACUCUCGACGAAUGCCUCCAACCCCUCCUCCUCAAUCAUCUCCACGAUCAUUCCCUUCACAACCUCCUUGUUUCCAACCAAGUCAUCGGUCCUGAGAUUCAGUUUUCUCCUCCUGUUCUUUUACAGUUUACAUGGUUCAAAUGUGGUGGAGUUGCUGUGGGCCUGAGUUGGGCCCACGUUCUUGGAGAUGCAUUCUCCGCGGCAGAUUUCAUGAACGCAUUGGGCCGAGUCAUGGCAGGCCAUCAGCUGCCCCCCCGCCCUGUCAAAGCCCAACCCCAACCCCAAUCGCGCGCUGGGAUUGACAUUAGUAGGUGCCCUAGCCCGCCCACGGAUCCCCUCUCAGUGAAGCGCGUCGGCCCAGUCGGAGACCACUGGAUAUGUCCCAAUCAUAAUAACAAUACCCGCGCCAAAAUGGAAGCAUUUUCUCUGCACCUCACGGCCGCACAGAUGGAGCAGUUGCAGUCCAAGGUCGGCGGCGGCGAUCGAAUUCCAUUCUUUGAAGCCCUCUGCGCUGUUAUUUGGAAAUGUGUGGCCAAAACUAGGACAAGGAGGAAGGAUGGGGAUGUGGCGGAGGAGCCCAAGGUCGUCACGAUUUGCAAAAAUAGUCGUGGUCGUCGUCAAAAUGAAAAUGGUGGCGGCGGCGGCGGCGUGGUGAUUUUGAGCAACGCUCAAGGGAUAGGCGUAGUCAAGGCGGAUGAGGAUGUUUCCAUAGCGGAAGCGAAACCAAAGCAGCUGGCGGAGUUGUUGAUGAUGAUGAUAGGUGAAGAAAGUCUUGAGGACGAGCGAAGCAAGAUCGAAGAAGCAAUGGAGCGAGAAGGAGGAUUGGGUGAUUUCGUUGUUUACGGAGCAAACCUGACGUUUGUGGAUCUGGAGGAAGCCGAUCUGUAUGGGCUGGAACUGAAAGGCCAAAGGCCUGUUUAUGCAACUUACAGCAUAGAUGGCGUGGGAGACCAAGGAGCCGUUCUGGUGCUUCCAGGGCCCCAAGAAACAGGCGCCGGCGGCGGAAUUGGAAAGGGGAAAGGGAAGGUUGUCACCUUAAUCAUGCCAGACACUGAAGUUGUGGAUCUCAAAUCCGAUUUGUUAACAGAAUUAUUUUGAAUGGCUUCUUCUUAAUUAUCAAGACUAACUCCAGCCAGGUCUCCGGUUCAGUCCGGCCACCUGAAAUCAGUGAAUAAUGAAUGAUGUAAGUUUCAGCUCUGCUUCCGCGUGUUCGUUCCUUCUUGGGGGAUCGGAUCGGAUCGGAUCAUAUCAUUUGUCUUGUCGAACAAUGACAAAUACCAUCGAGGGUGUACUGUUUGCUACUUUUAGUCAAUUUGAAGUACAUUUUUAAUCAAA